AAAAAGCGAACUCGACAUUUUAUUUUGAAGGGGCAGCGUGUAGUUCCACUAAAGUAACCCACGUGAUACUCACUGGGCCGCUUCUAUUGGUCAAUUCAUAUUAAAUGAGUUCCGACCAGCGCUUCAACGUUGACAAAAUAGCUUCAUCCUUCUGUCUAACGUCUAUUUUAGUAAGUGUUUCUUUUAGGCGACGAUAUAAAAGGAGUGUCAAAUACAAACGCUAAAUUACACUCAAUAUUUUAGAUUUUGUUUGGCAAAAUAUGUAAUAAUAAUAAUAAUAAUGUAAGAGAGUUUCCGCGGAGUGAUACACGGUCAUAGCGUCACCACGCUUCCGUCCUCGGGUUAUUUGAACUGUCACCGCCGGUUCUGUUCUCCUUUUAGUUUUUUUAUCAACAUUUUAAUCCAUAACGUUGUUAUAAUAUAGCAACUGAAAGACAUAACGAGUGUUUUUUUUUAAUGCGAGCAGAUGCCAGGCGAUGAGAUGAGCGCUGCCGCCUCAGAGGGAGACGAGAAGGCGACGACGUCUCACCCGGAUUUUAACAACCCUUCCGCCCCCGCGCACUUCUCCGAACUCUCACCAUGUCAUUUUGGCAUCAGCAGUCAGAGUUUUAUCCCAACACUGUCGACAAACAAUCCCGCAAAACUAAAGGCUAGGCGGAGGCGCUCUACUAUUGGUGUCCAAGGUUCACCAGAGACAAACACUCUCAUUCGCUUCAUGGCACAACAGAGGAUGAAAACUCCACCAACACCGGCUACGUCGACCCUGAGGCAGAAGAUGGCCACCUUCCAAAACCUGAUGGACUUGGAGAAGAAGGAGGUUUACGAAUUGACCCCAAAGCAGAACAGGACACGAGAUGACAGCGGUAAGGAGAACCACCCACCAUCGGAGACCCCCCCAGUCCUGUUCAGCCGAAACGUGAAAUCGGGCCGAGCGUCGCCAGGUCAUGCGUCUCAAAAAUCGGGUCAAAAACGGGCUAAAAUCGUACAGUGCCCGCCCUUACUGGUGACCCUCAGACCAGCGUCCAGCUCAGGGAUACUUUCAUUUUUCAUCUUUCAACAGAAGGAAGUUCUCCCUCCUCAGAGCUCUGUCCCCCGACCAGACGAAGAUCCCGUCUUCCUCCUUCUCACCCCCCGUCGUCCUUCAAUGUCGGGGAUCAGGUUGUCAGGAGACGAAGACUCUUCUGGGACGUCUCCCGUGAGGAAGAAGAAGAAAGUUCACUUUGGAGGCCUUCUCUCCCCUGAGUUAUUCGAUAAGAACCUGCCCCCGAGCACUCCGUUACAGAAGGGAGGAACCCCCCUGCGUGCCUCCACCCCGGCUCGAGGCCUGACGCUUCAGUCGGUGCUGAAGAAGUCCGGGCGGAGUGAGACCCCAAGAACGUGCGGUCGGCCUGAUCUCAGUAGCCUGACUGAGCUCGGUGCCUCUCCGUCGCUGACGCUUCCUCACAGGUCCCGGGUGACGUUCGAAGACGAGGGAGAAAAGACUGACGUGGAGGAGGAGAUUGUUCUCCCCUCCAUGAAGGAGAUCUUCACUGCGAUGUCGAGCGACACAGAAUGCUUGGACUUUCAGCCGUCGAGCGUGAAUUCUGCCUCAGGUGAGGAGGCGUCGUCUCAGACAGAGUCUGACAGUGACAUCAUCACUUCCUCCGGGACGCGUGACGCUGCGGCUCCGGUGACGUCCGGGAGAAAAAGGGCGAGAAAAAACGACUUUGUCAGAAGGUCGACGCGCUCCUCUGCCAGGGCCGCCUGUGGCAAGAUGAAGAAAUCCUCCGCGGGAAGUUGUCGUUGGAGCAGGGGCGUGGAUCGCUCACUGUACGGCUCUCAUGAGUACGCCUCCAAGAACCCAACACUGAGCCCCAUCACGGAGAGGCGUAGUGCGGGCGCAGAGGCAGCUGCGUCUUCAGAAACUGACCUCACGGCCCAGAUGGCCCGUAGCGUAGAGGACCCGACUUCCCCCAUGGUGGUCCAGACGUCGGACGACUGCAUCUUGUCUCCCAGCUCGGCUACGAAAAGACGGGCUAGAGCUGCUGACUCUGAUCUCCUCAGUGAGGAGCUGAGUGAAGACCAAAGUUCAUCUCAGCAUAGUUCGGCCAAACAGACAUUGGUCAACAGUGACCUGACCUCUGACCCUGAGCCCGCUGAGGAAUCAGAACCCCUUCACUCUCCUCCACUCGCAGGAAAUGAAGCGGAACAGGAACCGGAGCGGGACUUGAGAGACAACAGCAGCAGCUCAGACUCGGCUCCCUCACAGGUCGACUUUUAUUUCGAGGAUGUUUUUAAACACGUGGCCAGCAGGAGGCAGCGUUCUGUGCGCCGCAGCCUGAGGAACCAAAGCAACGUGGUCUCUGACAACAGCGACGCCAGUCUGGCCUGGUUGCCUUGGACCCCAUCGCAGUACAGUCGGAGCUUCAAGAGGAAAAGCAGCCGGCGAGUGGCCGGAGCCGGUCUGACCAAUCAGACGUCAGCCUCUGAGGAGACGCAGGAAACAGUGUGAUGGAAAAGUCAAGGGAGACGCCGGACAUCUUUAACUCUUGGAAUAAAACGGAGGAGGCGGUGGAAACCACAACAUCACAUCUGCUGUGACGGGGACUGGACCUGGAUGUGGCGAUUGUACUGACCCCAGAACUGCCCCCGCCCCCCCCUCAAAACCUCAAAACCACCUCCUGUCUUUUAGAGGCCAGGACCAGUUUCUGCUGCUGUGUUCACAUCCAGGUUUCACCGAUGUCCUGUUUGUUUGUUUUUUUUAGUUUUUUUUACGUGUAUGUGCGUGUGCAUGUGCGUGUGUGUGCGCGCGCACAUGCUGAUGACAGUCACCGUCGCCACUAAUGAACUCUACAGAUAGACCAGUCAUUACUCUCCAUCUGGUGGAUGAACGUCACAGAUUAGAGAAGAGAAAAUGAAACGUGUUGUUUUUGUUUUGUUUUUUAAAUGAAGGAUGAGAGUGUUCACUUCACUGACCCAUCUCCCUGGAGCGAUGACCGUCGGCACGCCGAUAGAAAAACGUAGAAUCAAAUCCAUGAAACCACGUCCAUGAUUCAUUCCAUCUUAUCACAAAUAAACCCUGAUGUGAAACACUGA
Messenger RNA from Cynoglossus semilaevis (tongue sole), 3075 nucleotides. Its product is annotated as cell division cycle-associated protein 2-like. Gene Ontology annotation, biological process: regulation of mitotic nuclear division; regulation of chromosome segregation. Lineage: Eukaryota; Metazoa; Chordata; Actinopteri; Pleuronectiformes; Cynoglossidae. Bases 467 to 2491 code for a protein of 674 amino acids. The record is from RefSeq and is a predicted model, not a curated record. Gene Ontology annotation, cellular component: chromosome; nucleus. The transcript has 12 exons.